AUGAAGCAUUCAACAAGGCAGAGAGCAGAUCUUCUUUAUGAUUGUGUAUUAUGGCUAUUCAACAUCAUGCUAGAUAUUUUCUUUCGAGAGAUCAGACCCCGUGGAUCUCACAAGAUCCCUCGACGGGGCCCGGUAAUCUUUGUAGCAGCGCCUCAUGCGAGUCAAUUUGUCGAUCCCCUCAUCGUAAUGCGUGAAUGUCACCGCCGAGUGUCUUUCCUAAUUGCGGCCAAAUCGAUGAAACAAAAAGCAGUUGGAUUUCUUGCACGCAUGGUUCAUGCCAUCCCAGUUGUUCGUCCUCAGGACAUUGCUGAAGAAGGGAGUGGGAGAAUUCAACUUUUGAACCCAAAGUCUAGUCCCCGGGUUAUCUCUGGCAUGGAUACCCAUUUCUUGUCUCAACUACAACCUCAAGAUUCAAUAUUCUUGCCUCGCGGAAUCGGAAAGUUUGAAGUGGUGAAGAUUUUGUCAGAUACAGAAUUGAUAGUCAAGUCUGAUGUCACAGAUAAACGGGCUGUACAUGUUCUUUGCAAACCAGAGGGAACUGCAUACAAGUGUGUUCCUCAUGUUGAACAGGACUCUGUAUAUGAACGUGUAUAUGAUGAAUUGAACAACGGCCAGUGUAUAACCAUCUUUCCUGAAGGUGGCAGCCACGACCGAGCUGAGAUGCUUCCAUUUAAAGCUGGAGUAUCUAUUAUGGCAUUAGGUGCAAUGGCAAAAUAUCCAGGAAUGGAUGUGAAGAUUGUUCCAUGUGUAGGCUUAAACUAUUUUCAUGCUCAUCGUUUCCGCUCAAGAGCUGUAAUUGAGUUUGGAAAGCCUAUUACUGUGUCGAGUGAACUAGUGGAAAAGUUUAAGAUGGGUGGCACUGAAAAGAGAGAAGCAUGUGCAAGUCUACUGAACACAAUAUACUAUGCAUUGAAGAGUGUGACAAUUAAUGCUUCUAAUGAGCAAACAUUGAUGGUUAUCCAAGCUGCGCGGCGUCUUUAUAAGCCUGCGCACCGCAAGCUUCAUUUGGCGCAAGUCGUAGACCUAAAUCGCCGUCUAGUGAUUGGCUAUAACUUAUACAAGGACGAUCCUAAAGUAAUUGAGCUCCAGCACAAAGUUCUUGCAUACAAUCAGCUCCUUAAGUAUCAUGGCCUGAAAGACCAUCAAGUCCCUGGCAUCAACCUUCGUGGCUGGCGUACAUUCUUUUUACUCGUUUAUCGCCUUCUUACUCUGGCAGUUUGGGGACUACUGGCCUUCCCAGGAGGUAUACUCAAUCUUCCUAUUUUGGUUGUUGCCAAGUUUCUGAGCGCCAAGAAAGCAAAAGAGGCACUUGCUAGCUCUACUGUCAAAAUUGCUGGUAGAGAUGUACUUGCAACCUGGAAAUUUCUUGUAGGGUUGGUUUUGUUACCAACCAUGUAUGGCCUCUAUACUAUUCUGGCCUUAGUAUUUGCAUUAAGAAGUGACUGGAAGUGGCUUUACAAAAUCGGAUUGCCAUUAGCAACUUGGACGUUGCUUCCAAUUGUCAGCUAUUGCAGUAUGAGAUGGGGCGAGAAUGGCGUAGAUGUAUUCAAAUCUCUGCGACCCCUUUACCUUGCUCUCGUAGAUCCUGAUAGCACAGAAAAUCUUCGAAAAACCCGAGAGAAAUUAUCACAAGAUAUCACAGAACUGAUCAAUGAUUAUGGGCCCAAAGUCUUUGGUGAUUUUGAUCCUAAUAAUGUUUUUAGACCUGAUCCUUCUACCAAACAUUCUGUAUCUGAACUUGCUGAGGGCGAGAAGACGUUCAAAGAAAUAGCAGCAGAAUGGCUCAAUACUGCAGCCACUGAGUGGUUGGAUGAUAGCAAGAUCUUCAAUUGGACAAAAGAGUCCAGUAUUGGCGAUGAUGUGCUUUACUUUCUUGAUAAGCAAGGACCUUUGACAAGUACAUCAGCGAGUGAUGCAGAGUGUUCGAAACGAGAACAAGAUAGAACAAGGCAAUAAUAGUUUUUUUUUAAAAAAAAACUGUGUAAAUUUUUGAGAAUAUUUCAUUUAAAAUUUAAUUUCAUAUGUUUGAUAAUUACCACGUUUGGAUUUCUAUUUUCUGCAUCUUUACAGCUAUAAUUGAUAAUAAAUGGAUAAAUCCAAGGAUUUCAAAUACGGUCAAUGUAU
Messenger RNA from Phycomyces blakesleeanus NRRL 1555(-), 2124 nucleotides. RefSeq lists its product as hypothetical. Gene Ontology annotation, cellular component: endoplasmic reticulum membrane. The coding region runs from base 1 to 1956 and encodes 651 amino acids. Gene Ontology annotation, molecular function: glycerol-3-phosphate O-acyltransferase activity; glycerone-phosphate O-acyltransferase activity. The transcript has 9 exons. NCBI's taxonomy places the organism in Eukaryota, Fungi, Mucoromycota, Mucoromycetes, Mucorales, Phycomycetaceae. Gene Ontology annotation, biological process: phospholipid biosynthetic process. The record is from RefSeq and is a predicted model, not a curated record.